Cherax quadricarinatus is the source of this 2130-nucleotide messenger RNA. RefSeq lists its product as uncharacterized. Lineage: Eukaryota; Metazoa; Arthropoda; Malacostraca; Decapoda; Parastacidae. The record is from RefSeq and is a predicted model, not a curated record.
UAUGGUGGAGCAUGGGGGACGAGGAUUCGAGUAGUGCUGACUGUCUUACUAGUUGCAACAGUCAUCUACACAGUGGUCCUUAAUGCACUUGCCGGCCCUGGCUUUUUUCCCUUCAAACACUCAACUGGUUAUGUCUCAGACAAGCUCUUCAUCUGCAUCACACCAGCUGGAUAUACUUUCAGUAUUUGGGCUGCCAUUUAUGUGUCUCUGAUCCUGAUAGCCAUAUAUGCUAUUGCAUUGCUGUUUCUAAAAGUGUGUGAGGUGAAGGUAUGGAAGCUGGGAGGUGCUGUUCCCAGCUCAUUGAUUCUGGUGUUGAUCAUCAAUCUCAACCUUAAUGUGGGAUGGCUCUUUGCCUGGGAUAACAUAAGUGUUACAGCAUCAGCCAUUAUCCUGGUGCUCAUUGUAAUCACUAAUGGCACUGCAUUAUCCUUAAGUGCUUGUAGCUUUGCAAAAGAUGCUGCAAGUCUCUAUACAAAAUCUAAAUUUAAUUUUUGGUGUGGAAUUUUGGUGAUCAAUGGCUUGUUAUUGUAUAGCACUUGGACCACCUUUGCUUCUACCAUUAAUCAGUCAAUUUUCUACAAGUAUGAACUGAAACUGGAUGGUAAUAGUGUUUGCCUUUGUGCACUUUCCUUCCUUGUGGUUGGCUUCGUUGUUUGGUUCGUACUUGAGAACACUGUGUUCACAUUGGUUGCCAACCCUUUCCUUACCCACUACAUAGUGCUGCUGUGGGCAAUUGUUGGAAUCUACAUGGAACAAAAAGACAUAGUGAGUACCGAAGUGUCAGCCUUGAUCACCACCACCAUAGUAGUAGCAGCAGUCUUGUUUCUUACCCGCAUUUUCCUUCUCAUCUACAGAAACCGAGAAAAUGGAAUCUACAAAAAUACAGUUUUGCUACUGAAGUAAAUGCUGUUAGAUUGGAUGCCUACUAAAGUUUGCCUCAUCACAUCAUGGCAGCAGUUAUUAGAAGUAACCAAACUUUAAUGCUUAGCUAGGUGUCUUGACUCUAUUUUUCUGCCUUACAGGUAAUGUCUGUAAUUUUGAAUCACUGAUACCUAUUCCACCUCAUACUCUUUUUAACUUCUUGCACAUUUUCAUUAUGCCAUUGAAUUAAAAAAAGUUACACAUACUGUACAGUUCAUAUAGUUCAGAUAAAUAUAUUGGAUAUUUAAAGUAUAUGUAUAAAGAUCCUUACAAUGUACUAUACAAUAUUGCAUGUAAAUAUGCAUUAAAAUAUAUUUAUUCUGUAUUCUCUUAAUUUCAAUUUUAUUUGGAAUGUUCUCAAAUAUUCAGGAUAAAGCAAAAAAAUAUGCAUUGUAAAUGACAAUCUUUGUAUAAUAGUAAAUAUUUUAUUUUCUAUACACAGUGUAACCUCUGGUCACAAACGCUUCCGAAUACAAACAAAUCUGUUCACGACCAAAAAAAUUUGCCAGAUUUUUGCAUCUGGUCACAAACACACAAUUGGGUGCCAAAUAAACACAGCCACGCCAAUUUUCACAUUCCUCGCCAUUUUUUGCGCCAGUUUUCGUGGUAAAUUCAGAUUAGUAAUGUUUUAUCAGCAGGUAGUGCUGAAACAGCUUGCAGUGCCACUACUGUCUAGGGCUUCCCAUAUAUAAUUUUUGGUAAAUAUUUUUUUUUCUCAGUUGUUUGUUGGGCUAUCUUAUUGAAACUUGAGCAAUGUCUGUUGGAAAGGUGCUUCUUAACGUACACCAAAAAUGAAAGAACUCGGACAAUAAAUAACUGAGUUUGCUGCUCAGCCAUUAGACCCCUUAAAACUCGUGUAACAUUAGUUUUCUAUGUUCAAGGUUUUCUCAGUAUUAUUCAAGGUUUUUAAAUUUAGUUUACUAUUACACUGCAUUCUAUGGUAUAAUUAACUUAAAUUUGUGUUUCACACAGUUCAUAGGGGUCUGGAACGGAUUAAUCAUAUUUACACACAGUCCAAUGGGGAAAUUAGAUUUGGGUCACAACCAAAUUGGGUAGCAACCAGAGUUUUGGAAUGAAUUAUGGUCGUGACCAGAGGUUCCACUACAGUAAACCCUCUUACAAUGUAACUUCACAUUGGGUGAUUUGGCUGCAUAGUGAUUAAAAGUGCAACAAAAUAAUAAUCUUGUGUGAAAUAAAUCAUAAAAUAAU